Molecule: messenger RNA, 898 nt
Organism: Pipistrellus nathusii (Nathusius's pipistrelle)
Lineage: Eukaryota; Metazoa; Chordata; Mammalia; Chiroptera; Vespertilionidae
Source: the annotation of a GenBank genome assembly
AUGAGCAACGAUUCAACAGUGACUGAAUUUGUACUCCUGGGAUUCAGCAAUCAUCCAGAGCUACACUCUCUUCUUUUUACGGUGUUUCUGGUCAUCUAUAUUAUCACUGUGUUUGGGAACCUUGGAAUGAUCGUAUUAAUCAGUAUUGACUCACGUCUCCACACUCCAAUGUACUUUUUUCUCAGUAACUUGUCCCUGGUUGAUUUCUGUUAUUCUUCUGUCAUUGCCCCAAAAAUGCUGGUGAAUUUUUGGGUGGAGAAACCAGUCAUUUCAUUUAGUGAAUGUGCCACCCAAUUCUUCUUUUUUGGUUCUUUUGCUGGUAUCGAAGGUUUCCUGUUGGCUGUGAUGGCUUAUGACCGGUACGUGGCCAUCUGCAAGCCUCUUCUUUACACGGUCACUAUGUCCCCUCAUCUUAAUAUCAUGUUGGUGUUGGCCACAUAUCUUGUAGGCUUUAUAAAUGCUUCCAUUCACACUGGCUUCACCUUCCAACUGUCUUUCUGCCGUUCAAAUGUCAUCAACCACUUUUUCUGUGACACUCCACCCCUCCUGAAGCUCUCUUGUUCUGACACACUUGUCAACGAGAUUGUCAUUUUUGCUUUUGCCAGUUUUAAUGAACUGAGCUGCCUUCUAACUAUUCUCAUUUCCUAUCUCUACAUCCUUGCUGCCAUCCUGAGGAUCAAUUCUGCCACAGGGAGGCACAAAGCCUUCUCCACCUGUGCGUCCCACUUGAUAGUGGUCACCAUCUUCUUUGGCACAAUCUUGUUCAUGUACCUGCGCCCCAGUUCCAGUUACUCAAUGGAUCAGGACAAAGUGGUGUCUGUGUUUUACACAGUGGUCAUCCCCAUGCUAAAUCCUCUCAUCUAUAGUCUGAGAAACAAGGAGGUCAAAGCUUCUUUAG